CCUUCGAACGAAACGAAUCGAAUCUCGCUCGCGUGCGCGCUCUCGUAAAACGCCGCGCCGCGCCAAUCAACGAUCACGACCACGAUCACUCACGACAGUUCAAAUCCCGCGCUAUCGCGAGUUUUUUUUAAUUGUUAUCGCGAAUCAUCGAAUCAACUCGACAAAAUGUGUUCCCGCAACUUUGCGCUCUCGCUGGCACUGAUAAUCGCACUGGUACCACUGGCCGCCGUCGCGUUACCCCACCACAGUGUUGCCAAGCGGAGCUCCUUCUUCGAGAUCGACUGCAAGGGACAGUUCAACAAGCAGAUCUUCUACCGGCUGGAUCGGAUAUGCGAAGACUGCUACUCGUUGUUCCGCGAGCCGCAGAUUCUGUCCUUCUGCAAAGAGGACUGCUUCGGCUCGGAGUACUUCCUGGCCUGCGUGGAGGCGCUGUUUCUGGACGAGGAGAAGGAGAAGUUUAUGAAGUGGCGCGAGAUGCUGGGGAAGUAAAGGGGCGCCCCUUUUAUUUGUCCUGAGAGAGAGCGAGGAGGAGAGAGCGAUAUCUUCGAACUGCAGCUGUUUUUAUCUUUAAAUUGUUUUAGGUUUUUUUUUGUUUUUUUUUUCGAGAGAGCGAACAAAUAGAAAUGUACACGAACACAAACACCCACACACUCACUCGUAAACUGAUAUUUUAUACAUGUACACACAGACACACUCACAAAACUCAGAUAUAGCAUGGAAGAGCGAGAUUGGUUAGGGUUAGGCGCGAGUGGAAGCAGCAUGAACGAGGUAGAAUGUGUUUUUAUUUAGUAGGUUUUGCUAUUUUCUCUUGCUUUCAGGCAGCACAAACUAACACAUAAGAUUUAUUAUGAACUAUGAGCUAAACGAAAAACAGGGCAGUGACUGAAGUGGAGAAGGAAAGGAGCAAGCCGACGUGUACAUAAUUAAGUGAUAACAAGAUAUUUAUUUAUAAAUAGUGUUGAGAGUAAGGAAGCGAACAAUUUACUAACUUUCAAAGUUGGCAGAAUGGCGAGCGAAGGUUUAGAAUAGUUAGACGGAGAGGAAAGUACUACUCACAGUUUGUAACGGAUUGUAUCUCAGUAUUUUGGCUUGAGGAACGCGCAGAUGUGUACCAGUUCGAACUGCUCGUGAAGGUGGGAUGCGAAGGGGGUGACGUUGCGAUCCUGACGCGGUGAGUCAAUCACCCUGCCAGGACAUCGCGGCGGAUUGCCCCUUCAAUCCCUCCGCCGAGCAGAGCAGAGUUUGUCGAAUGUUUAUAAAAGAAUCAACCUUGGAAAGCAUAGUUUUAUUUUGUUCAAACGAUUUUAUCAAUAGCGACGCAAACAAAAUUCGAGCAUAACAUGAAAAUAUGUCUUACGUUAAUGUAUUUAUAUUUUCAAAAAAUAUACUUCUUUAAAAUCUAGUCCAGAAAGCACACAUUUACGUUUAGUUAUUUAUGAAGAAGGGAGGAAAGAAAACUGAAAACUGAAAAAUAUCGAAGCAACUCGAACGAUCAACGCUAGAGAGUAAAGGGAAAUUACAGAGAAGUAGAACUUUUAACAAGCGGUGUUAUCUCUCACGCGAUUACACGAUUUGUGUUUGUAGCUUUAGUUCUCGCGCGCGUUCUUCCUUUCUCGGUUCGUUGUCGGGUUUUUGCGAUCGAUCGAUAUGGUGCGCGCGCUCUGAUGAUCUUCCGCUCUGUUUUCCAUUACGCAAAACCACAAAAACCAUGGCUGAACGGACAUGCAAUUUACCACGGAACCACGCGUUGAAGUACUCAUAUCAGUCGAACACAUCUCCUGUAUCUUGUAUAGCUACGCUGAAGAAAAAAAUUGUAAAUUAUUAACAUUCCUCGUUAGACAGUAUUUUCUCUCCAAAAUAGACUAAUCAUUGAAACAAAAAAUCAAACAAAAAAAACUCUUUCUUUCUCUUACACUCAACAACUCCUUAAAAGUGGGGACGAGAGCCCGGGACCGAAUCCGAAAAAAGGGGCUACGACGACGACGCAGUAGAUCUAAAGUCCAGACUUCCGCACUAUGUCAAUCACAAUUGGGUUUUUGAAAUCGCAAAACAAACACACACGCAAGUUCCUUCCGAGUUGAGUUUUGGUCGUUUGCUAACGUUUUUGCUAACAGUAAAGGUGUGUAUAUUUAUUUCGCAAAAGCCGCCAGUUUAAGCUAUCGAACGAAAUUACGCGAGAGAGGGGAGAUUGGAGAAAAAAGAUAGUUUGUAACACUGUUCGUUGAUUGCCAUUACUUUUUUCUGUAAUAUAUAUUUUUUUAUUGAGCGGAGGAGUCACAUUUUUUUUCUUGCAAACAUGCGGCAGCGCAAGCUAUGCAAGUUGAUGUAUUUAUAAUGUUUUUGUCGCUGAAGAGGAAGUGCAAGAUGGAGAGCAACCAAUGUUUUGUCUGUAAACAAAUGCUGAACACAAACUGAUAUUCAUAUACUUUAACGAAAAUACGGGGAAAUAAAAAUAUCAAUGAACAUAAGAAGAAAU
Messenger RNA from Culex quinquefasciatus (southern house mosquito), 2476 nucleotides. It is a transcript of the gene ITP, whose product is annotated as ion transport peptide. Gene Ontology annotation, cellular component: extracellular region. Bases 166 to 489 code for a protein of 107 amino acids. Gene Ontology annotation, biological process: circadian rhythm. The transcript has 3 exons. Gene Ontology annotation, molecular function: neuropeptide hormone activity. NCBI's taxonomy places the organism in Eukaryota, Metazoa, Arthropoda, Insecta, Diptera, Culicidae. The record is from RefSeq and is a predicted model, not a curated record.